This is a messenger RNA of Nipponia nippon (crested ibis), 1521 nucleotides long. The record is from RefSeq and is a predicted model, not a curated record. Lineage: Eukaryota; Metazoa; Chordata; Aves; Pelecaniformes; Threskiornithidae.
AUGGCAGCGGGCAAAGGGAGCCCGAAAACACCCGUCUUCCCUGGCCCGCAGCUCUGCUCCGGAGGGAAGCCGUCCACCCGACGCCAGCGGCUCUGGCCGCAGCCAGGAGGGCAGUCACGCUGGCAGCUGCGCUGUGCAAGACUCGGCCCUCGAGGCUGGAGAGCAGCGCCAGAGCAUCCCCACCGGUUGCUUCUUUGCAGGUUUGAGGAGGCCCUGCAGGAAGCCCGGCAGGUAGAUAAGCUGCUUUCGGAGGGCCCCAGCGAUGACUACCUGGAGGAGAAGUUCCCCUUGCUAGGGGUUCCCAUCACCGUCAAGGAGGCCUUUUCUCUGCACGGGAUGCCCAACACGUCUGGCUUGGUCAACCGCCGCAAUGUGAUUGCUACCUCGGAUGCCACAGUGGUGUCCCGGCUGAAGCAGGCUGGUGCCAUCCCACUGGGCGUGACCAACUGCAGCGAGCUGUGCAUGUGGUACGAGUCCAGCAACAGGGUCUACGGCCGGACCAACAACCCCUAUGAUCUGCAGAGGAUCGUGGGCGGCAGCUCAGGCGGGGAGGGUGGUGUCCUGGCAGCUGCCUGCUCAGUCAUAGGCGUGGGCUCCGACAUCGGCGGCAGCAUCCGGAUGCCUGCCUUCUUCAACGGAGUCUUUGGCCAUAAACCCACAACAGGGGUGGUGCCUAACGACGGCCAGUUCCCAAACGCUCGAGGGGUGCGGACCAGCUUCCUGUGCACGGGGCCCAUGUGCCGCUACGCAGAGGACCUGGAGCCUAUGCUGAGGGUCAUGGCUGGUCCUGGAGUCAACAAGCUGAAGCUGAAUGAAAAGGUGUCGCUGGAGAAAAUUAAAUUUCACUGCAUGGAUCAUGAUGGCGGGUCCAUUUUUGUGUCACCUGUGGACAAGGAGAUCUUGCAGGCCCAAAAGAAGGUGGUGGAGCACCUCGAAAGUGAGCUGGGUGUCCAAGUUCGGCGUGUGGCAAUCCACAAGAUGAAGUAUUCUUUCCAGAUCUGGUCAGCCAUGAUGUCGUCCAAGGACAGCGAUGGGCAGGAGGCACAGCUAUUCACAGACCUGCUGGGGGAUCACGGGAAGCCGGUGUGGCCGCUGUGGGAGCUGGUGAAGUGGCUCAUGGGGAUGUCUUCCCACACUCUCCCAGCUAUUGCCCUGGGCCUGACGGAGAAGCUGAUGAAACUCAACCCUGGUGGGAAUGCCAAGCUGGUGAGCAUGGGGAAGAGCCUGCAGGAGGAGAUGGAGGCCCUGCUGGGGCCUGACGGCGUGCUCCUCUACCCCUCGCACCCCACCGUCGCUCCCAGGCACCACUCCCCCAUCUGCAUGCCCUUCAACUUCGCCUACACAGCUAUCUUCAACGUCCUGGGCUUGCCGGUGACGCAGUGCCCGCUGGGCCUGAGCAGCGAGGGCCUGCCGCUGGGCAUCCAGCUGGUGGCAGCCUCCUACAAUGACCACCUGACGCUGGCGGUAGCCCGAUACCUGGAGAAGGCCUUCGGAGGAUGGGUUUUACCUGGGAAAGUUUAG